CGCGGCAAGUGCAGCUGCUUCAAGAUGAGGUGGCAGAUGGGAGUGAGCGCAGGUGGCCAAGGCAAAGUCACAGCCGGAGAAUAAUGAUGAAUGGAGCAGCGGGACCCUCGCACAUGGACCGUCGCGAGCGGGUUCUCAAGUUAGGCGAGAGUUUCGAGAAGCAUCCGCGCUGCGCCUUCCACACUGGUUCAACUCCACCAGUAACUGUUUUCAAAGGUUCAAAGAAACCUUACUUAAAGGAAUGCAUUUUAAUUAUUAACCAUGACACUGGAGAAUGCCGACUAGAAAAACUCAGCAGCAACAUCACUGUAAAAAAAACAAGGUACCCGGCUAUUGUUCCAUUUUAUAAAAAUCCAUAUCUGUCUCUAUUUUUAGAUGAUUUCAAACCUGCUUCUAUUGACACUUCCUGUGAAGGAGAGCUUGAAGUCGGCAAAGGUGAACAGGUGACAAUAACUCUGCCAAAUAUAGAAGCUGUGGCUGGCCAGCAGGAGCAAGGCCAGGCUGCCAUAGCCACUGUCCAUCAUGUCGCAUUCCCCCAUCUAGGGCACUCACAGUGUGGUGCCAGGCUGGUCCAGACCCUGGCAGAGUUCCUGGACUCCAGAAUCCCCCAGCUUGUUGUUGCUCAUCUGCAGUAUCCACGAGAUACUGUUUUGGGGCAAGGUUGUGCCGAAGUGGUGGCAGCAGAUAGCCAACUGAAGGCAGAAGCUAGUCUAAUGGACCAGAUGAGUAGUUGUGAUAGUUCAUCGGAUUCCAAAAGUUCAUCAUCUUCAAGUAGUGAGGAUAGUUCCAGUGACUCAGACGAUGAAGAGUGCAGAUCCUCUCCUUCUGAUCCAGGGAAUUAUAUCUCAGGACAUCCUGCCAUGUCUGCCAUGCCACAUUGCAGGAUUCCUGAUAUGGAUGCUGGCCAGAAUAGAUCUCAUGACAACAGUAGCCUUCUGAUGAAUACUUUAAGAAAUGAUUUGCAGCUGAGUGAAUCAGGAAGUGACAGUGAUGAUUGAAGAAACAUUCAGCUAUAAAUAUAAAAUUUGUAAGACGUGAUAAUUUAUUUUAUAUUAACAAUAAAGAUUCCUAA
Messenger RNA from Leptonychotes weddellii (Weddell seal), 1072 nucleotides. NCBI's taxonomy places the organism in Eukaryota, Metazoa, Chordata, Mammalia, Carnivora, Phocidae. The record is from RefSeq and is a predicted model, not a curated record.